UCCUGAUCUGCAGUAACAUACACAAUAUACAUCAUACAGAACCGAGCACACACUCCAAGCAUCCUCCACACUCACCGCACACAUAUACAUACACACGCUUAUACGCACACGUAUGCGCUCCAUCUCCAGGACACACACACACCGUGCAGAUCCACACAACCUGUAUCUCGAACAUCAUUUUCGUUAGAGGCACCGACAGCCUGCCAAACAAGCACACGACGCUUACACACACACAGACAAGCAACUCGUUGCAGUCUCCGGCAUGGCUACCCCAACCGAACGAACCGAGAAAGCCAGCAUGUAUGGGGAUCAGGACCCUUUCGUAUACGAUUAUGACACGGUACGGAUGACCGGACUCAUUCUCGCCAUCGUCAUGUUCCUUCUGGGUAUCAUCGUUGCUCUGAGUAACAAAUUUAAAUGCAAGCAGAGGAAUCCAAAUGGAUCUCAGGCUGACGGACGGCAACCUCUUCAAACUCAAACUCCUGGAGGAAGUGUAUAGUCACUAGGUCUCCGUUCUUUGACCUAUGCUGCUGGAUCCUGUCUCUGGACCCCCGUAAAGAAACGAGGGAAAGGGAUGAAAAGGAAUCUGCCCCCCCUUCCCCAUCCCAGCAAUACCCCAAAUAGCGUGUUAAAAAUGCAUGCAUGAGUUCUCCCGUCAUAAAAAAAUACCCACCUCCCCCAUCAGGCACACAACAGAGCUUCCAUCUUUAAUCUCAAGGAACCGAUUAAGAUACACUUGUCUCACCCCCCCCCCAAAAAAAAACUUCCAGUGUACAGAGACAGAGAUAAACCGGAAUGUAGAGACGCAGAGUAAAUGACAUGCAGGUAGGGGUUACAGACAUGCACAUAACGCCAAGGGAAUCACGAACAAUGCUAAAUUUUGAGUUCAGCAAGGGUUGACAAUGUGUCAAAAAUAAAAGUCAUGGGUUGGCCACCCAUUCCAUACAUAAAAAGCUCAUCAUUGAUGUAGAAAGUCAGGAAAAAAAACAUAGUUUCCCAAAAACAUCUCAAAAUUAUCCAACCCCACACUUGAUCCAUUAUUUCCUGAGGAUAUAUGAACGUUGUUCUAACACACAAGCUGCUUAUGCUGAUAUAGUCCUUCUGUCUAUAACUUUCACCUCUUCAUGAUUGAAACAAGGAGAACCUCAUGUGAUGAGAUACAGAAGGUUCUGCUGACGUUUCCUAGAUAAUCAUAGCUUAUAAAGUAUCAACGUUGUUCUUUAAGCUCGUUCAUCAGCCAAUGCAAAAGCCCAAUGACAUAUACCUCCAAAAACCAUGGUGCAGAUCACAAGCACAGGUCUGUCAAGAGGAACCUCUUGGACCUUUGGUAGAGCUGGAGGUCCAACCAUCUUCUGCAUUUUCUCUACAAGUCUCUCUUUAACUGAAUGGGUUGGCUCUGGUGGGUUGUAUUAGAAUCUGGGAACACAUCCCCUUUUAAGUAUUUGUAUAUAGCAUGUGACAGAUAUAUAAUAAAUAUGUAUAGUAAUAUAUGGAUAUAAGAGAACAGAUCGACAUAUAUAUAUAUGCGCAUGGAAAAUAUGCAAAUGAGUUUUCAUGCUCUUGUUCCCUUGACACACCAAUAAAGUGAGAUAUUUCUUUA
Spea bombifrons (plains spadefoot toad) is the source of this 1600-nucleotide messenger RNA. It is a transcript of the gene FXYD7, whose product is annotated as FXYD domain containing ion transport regulator 7. Gene Ontology annotation, molecular function: sodium channel regulator activity. Gene Ontology annotation, cellular component: membrane. Gene Ontology annotation, biological process: regulation of sodium ion transmembrane transporter activity. The coding region runs from base 263 to 499 and encodes 78 amino acids. The record is from RefSeq and is a predicted model, not a curated record. The transcript is spliced from 6 exons. Lineage: Eukaryota; Metazoa; Chordata; Amphibia; Anura; Pelobatidae.